Molecule: messenger RNA, 1608 nt
Organism: Colletotrichum truncatum
Lineage: Eukaryota; Fungi; Ascomycota; Sordariomycetes; Glomerellales; Glomerellaceae
Product: major facilitator superfamily transporter
Biological process (GO): transmembrane transport
Molecular function (GO): transmembrane transporter activity
Source: RefSeq, a predicted model, not a curated record
AUGACCAGUAAAGUCGACGAGGUGACAUGGAGAUCUUUGCCGAGAAAAGACCAGCUCGCUAUUUUGUGCUUUUUGCGAUUCGCUGAGCCAGUUGUUAGCAUCUCACUGCUUACAUACCUUUUCUACCAGCUACAAUCUUUAGACCCUAAACUCGACUCUGGGGCAAUUGUGCGUCAGGUUGCCUAUCUACAAACAAGUUUUAUGCUUUCGCAGUGUUUAUCGUCCAUGUUUCUUGGGAAGUUUGCAGACUCACAUAGGGGCGGGAGAAAGCCUGUUCUCCUGCUGGGAGUUCUGGGAUCACUCGUAGGUUGUGUCUCGUUUGGGUUUAUCACCAACUUCAAACAGGCCUUGGCCCUUCGAAUUCUCGAGGGGCUUGUCAAUGGCAAUGUUGCAACUAUUCGGACGAUGGUCUCUGAAGUAGUUGCAGAGAAACGCUAUCAGCCUCAUGCUUUCUUGCUUCUUCCAAUCUCGUUUAACGUAGCCGCAAUGUUCAGUCCUCUAAUGGCUGGCCAGCUAGCAGACCUUCCUGGAAAAUAUCCAGAGAAGUUCGGAAACAAUUCGUUCCUUAAGGCCUGGCCAUACUCCCCUCCUGCGUUAUUGAGUGGUCUUUUCCUUCUGAUUGCCCUGUGUGCUGUUUUCUUCUUCUUGGAAGAGACGCUUGAACCAAUACGAGACCGCUUCGACCCCGGGAUUGAAAUUUCCUCGAGAGUCAGAUCAGUCAUAUUUGGAGUCAAAGCUACCACGCCAAGUCAGAUAGAACAAGAGGAGACUGCGCAUGGAGAGACAUCGCGCAUGAUUACCAAUGUGCCAGAAAUUGAUGAAAGAGACCUGGAAGAAGAUUGUAUCUCGGAGGGAGAUUCUGUCUCUCUCAAGCCAGCAAAGUCUCCACCCAUCCUGCCACUUCGCCGCAUGUUUACAAAGAAUAUGUGCUUCACACUGCUGGCAUACGCAAUCCAGGAAUACCAUAUCACGACCUACAAUACUCUAUGGACAAGUUUCCUGAGCGAUCCCGUCGACACAAAAAACCGAGCGAGACUACCUUUUCUUUUUUCUGGUGGUGCUGGAAUGAAGCCUGACCGUAUAAUGUGGUCAUUGUUCAUUGUCGGAGUCAUGGGCCUUCCAACCCAACUGUUCAUCUACCCUCGCAUCAGCCGGCGUAUGGGAACGUUGAAAAUGUGGAGGACAUUCAUGAUGGGAAUGCCAUUGCUAUACUUCAUAAUUCCAUAUAUCGCAGCUGUACCCUCUACUGCUGCGCCGCCGGCAGGUAAGGAGGGAUUUUGGGUAUGGUUUGUGAUUGUUCUUGCACAAGUUCUCAUGGUUGGAACAUCAACCUUUGUUGUUCCAGCGCAGCUGGUACUGACAAAUCUAUCGUCACCCCACCCAUCGGCCCUGGCACGAACGCAUAGUAGUGCUUUCCUGCUCACAGGCCUGGUCAGAUCAGCUACAUCGUCUAUCGCCGGUGUUAUAUACAGCUAUGGGUCUUCGCAUAACAUCACGGGGCUUGUGUGGUGGAUUGCCAGCGGCGUCGCAGCUCUGGGUUGCUUGAACAGUCGUAUUGUCAAAGAGGGUAGUGGACAUGAAAUAUGGCUUACGGGGGACACUGAGUAG